AUGCAGACCCUCACCAAGCUCAGCUCCAACAUGGCAUCUCCAGCAGCCCACAAGCCGCGCCGGCGGCGAAAGAUCGAGGAGGGUUCCCUCGCCCAGGUCGCACACGGUACCCUCGAUCUCGACCAGUCCACCAAUGCACGGAAGCCCGCGUUUCCUCUCGUCGCGUUUCUCUGGCCAGCCAAAGGCACCGUCUCGCAAUGGAUCACUAUACCCCUCAUAUUGAUGGCAGUCGGCCUGUUCAGAUGGACUGUCAGCUUAUGGGGUUAUUCGGGAUACCAAUCACCGCCAAUGCACGGUGACUUUGAAGCUCAGCGGCAUUGGAUGGAGAUUACGAAACAUCUGCCGGUGUCGAAAUGGUACUUUUAUGACUUGCAGUGGUGGGGACUGGACUACCCGCCUUUGACUGCAUAUCAUAGCUGGAUCUUGGGUAUCAUUGGCUCUGCUAUCAAUUCGAAAUGGUUCGCUCUCGACGAAUCACGAGCUCUCGAUGACCCUUCCCUCAAGAUAUACAUGCGAGCCACCGUCUUCGUAUCCGAAUACCUCAUCUACGUACCUGCGAUGGUCAUCUUCCUCCGUCGAUAUUCGCGACUCGAAGGAGUCAAUAUCUGGGAGUCGUCAAUUGCGCUAGUAGCUAUCUUGAUGCAACCGGGGACCAUACUGAUUGACCACGGGCACUUCCAAUACAACACUGUGAUGCUUGGAUUUGCAGUGGCAACACUCUCGAGCAUGAUCGCUGGAAGGCCGCUGUGGGGAUGUGUCUUCUUUGUUGGAGCGCUAGGAUUCAAACAAAUGGCCUUGUUCUACGCGCCUGCGGUAUUCGCAUACCUGCUGGGCAUCUGCCUCUUCCCGCGGAUCAACAUCGUACGAUUCCUUGCAAUUGCGCUGACUACUGUGGCCGCUUUCGCUGUUUUGUACCUUCCAUUCCUGGUGGGCAUCGCCUACAAUGUCCAUAACGGCUUCGACCACACUCCUCUGGAAUACCCACCUUUCCUGAACCUCAGCUGGUUCAUGACGCCGUGGGACAUGGACGCCUGGUACUUUCCCUACGUUCUGGAACUAGGACAAUCAAUACACCGCAUCUUCCCUUUCUCCCGCGGAUUGUUCGAAGACAAGGUUGCGAAUAUCUGGUGCACAAUCCACACUUUCCACAAGCUCAAUCGAUAUCCAAUCGAGUUACUUCAGCGGCUCGCGCUACUCGCCACCUCCGCUGCUAUCCUGCCACCGUGUCUGAUCAUUUUUGUUAAGCCCAAGAAGCAACUCCUUCCACUGGCGUUUGCAGCAGUCUCCUGGGGGUUCUUCCUCUGCUCAUACCAAGUACAUGAGAAGAAUGUCUUGCUUCCGCUGUUGCCUAUGACAUUGCUUCUUAGUGGAAAGGAUGGCCUGCUACCCUCCACUCGCGCGUGGGUCGGUCUUGCGAACAUGCUCGGCGUUUGGACAAUGUUUCCUCUGCUCAAGAGAGACGAUCUGCGGGUUCCGUACUUUGUCAUAUCCCUCUUGUGGGCCUAUCUUCUUGGCCUCCCUCCAGUUUCUUUCUCUGCCUAUCAGGGGGGUAGCCGAAGUGGAUUAAACGUAUUCAGCAAGAUCCUCCAUCUCAACAUCUACCUGGCCAUGAUUGGGUGGCACGUUGCAGAGGCCUUCUUUCCCCCACCAGCCGACAAACCAGACCUCUGGGUUGUCGCGAAUGCGAUUGUUGGAACAGGCGGCUUCGGUAUUUGCUAUCUGUGGUGCUUGUGGCGACUUGUAGUCAAGAGUGAGUUGUUGGGGGGAGGAAAAGACAAGACGCAGUAA
Alternaria atra is the source of this 1788-nucleotide messenger RNA. RefSeq lists its product as uncharacterized. The transcript is spliced from 2 exons. Gene Ontology annotation, cellular component: endoplasmic reticulum membrane. Gene Ontology annotation, biological process: protein N-linked glycosylation. The record is from RefSeq and is a predicted model, not a curated record. Lineage: Eukaryota; Fungi; Ascomycota; Dothideomycetes; Pleosporales; Pleosporaceae. Gene Ontology annotation, molecular function: dolichyl pyrophosphate Man9GlcNAc2 alpha-1,3-glucosyltransferase activity. Bases 1 to 1788 code for a protein of 595 amino acids.